AUGCCCAUUAAUCCCCUCUACAAUUGUUUUGGCGUAAAAAAACGGUUACGUUCCCCUGAAUGCUACACCAAUGGUAAGCCCGGCGGAAGAAUGGAUAGAUUCAACAGACUAGACAAGCAAGAAGGAGCCAGCAGUUCGACGAGAUACGAGGAGCGACAGGGAACCACUGCGACUAUCGAUGAGGAAGACGAAGAAGAUGACCAUGAUGAAGAGCACGAUGAAGAUGACGAUGAGUGGUGGGCUAGCGACAGUGGCUCUUCCAGCGGGUCUUAUUAUUCUGACAGCGAAAGUUACACUGACAGCUCCUACGCCGAAUGGGAAACAGAUAUAGGACCCUUGGGCGAAGUAUUUUAUAUAGAAUCGUUGUCCGAGACUCCUGGGAGCAAUAAAAAACCCGAGAAGCCAGAAUCACCGCCUCCGGAAUUAAAAAGAAAACGAAGUACCCGAGCCGGAAAGCUUAUGAGAUUGAUCAGAAGGCGCGAGAGCAAGAGGUAUAGCACGAGGAAUAAAAAAUCCAAGGGUGAAAUAAAAGAAGUGAUGCUGUGGGUGGAUCCCGAAAAACGUCACAAACUAGGCCGGCGCGCAACCUUAUGCGAAGCCUACCUCGGAAUAGUCCCCGGUGAUUUUUCCGACAAAGUCCGAGUAAUGGUAUCAGGCUUCAUCCCGGACGGCGAAGCAAUAAAAAACAAGAACAUAAAAAUAGGCGACUGGCUUCGGAGUAUAGACGACUACGACGUGACAACCGAGAACAUAGAGCCUCUGUUAAACCAAAUAUCCUCCCCAAUGAGCCUGAAGCUCCAAUUGCAGCGAGUCGCGGGUAUUGAAGUUACCGAAGACGAGCCUUCUAGUAUCCCCCGGCAAUCUGCCCGAGUUCGUCGUCUGGUGGACCGAGAGCGUAGUAAAAAAUUCAUGAACGCCCUGUUGGACUACUCUUUUGGCGUUAUUUACCUCCAAACUUCCGGACUUUCAGAAACCGGACCCGAAUUGCAAGGAGUCAUGUACACGUAUCCAAGAUCCGAGAAUAAAUCACAAAAUUCAAUUUUGUGUUCAGCAAGAGGUGCUUUUGUCACUUUGAACCAUCUUCUUCCAGAGACAUUCAGCGCGAUACCCUCCAGCACGACUAUUUCUGUAGGAAGCGAGCGGAUCCAUGUGCUAUACGUAGCUCGGAAUGACGAGCUGCUGCUCUUGGCAGUUCCCGAGCGCUGGUACAGCCUCGAAGAGUCCAAAGAAUUGAUGAGCGAUAUUGUGAGAAAUCUGGAGUUUUCUUACGCGACUCUCCAUAAAUGCUUCGCUGAUGAGUACAAUCACCUGGAGCUGGACCACAUGUUCUACCUGGCGUUCACCAGGCUGCUGGGCAUCGACCACGAUGAGGACCCGGUUGAUGAUGAGGUUCAACAGAUAAAAACCGCGAUUCAAAGGCGAGAAAAAUGCGAGUUUGAAAAAAUAGUCGGUGCUGCCCAACAUGUCCAGCUGCCCAUGGAAGCCCAGUUUGAAAUAGACUGCGCGUUAAAUGAAAUGGAAGCUAUGGACUGCCGUGAGUGGAACGAAGACCCGAUGGAGUGCCAAAGGCUCUACACAAUCCUUGGGACUUGCGUUUAUCACAAGAGCUACUUGCUGACUUCUCAUAUCAUGCAUCUGGACUUCCUGGAGGUUCACUCUUUUCUGAGGAUGAACGGGCUGCUGGAGCUGAUGGAGAAUGAACCGGUCAAGAGCUUGGUUGUCUGGAGGUCGGUCUAUCCUAAGUCCUGCCACCGAGGGAUUGUUACUGAUCCCAAGACUCAGUUCUGCGCCCCUGAUGCCAAGUGGUUCGUCCUGGUCGUUGGCUAUGAAACUGAGUUUCUUGUUGCCCUGUUUGAAAGCGGGGCUACGUCGCAAACCAUUAUUGAGGAUGGUCCUGAUAUUUUUUAUGUUGAAGAGGCUCAGGAGACUCUCAGGCAUAUUCAGAAGAUCGGUGUGCCUAUUUAUGCUGCCAAGUGGAUCGCGUCGAAUGCCAAGCCUGAAACUGUGGAUCUCAAAGAGAAAGUCGGGGGAAAGCAUCUUAGUAUUGCGGAAAAUUUGUUAGGGUUGAUCAAGUCAGCGGAUACUUCUAGCGCACCGGCGAAAAGCAAUUGUGGGACUAUUAAAAAAGUUCCGGAGGUCACUUCUAUUUUGAAGAAGAGGAGUCCGGAGCAAAGUCUUGUUAUUACUGGGUCGAUGUACUCAUUUCAAGCAUCUGAAGAAUCAUUGAGCCAAGGAGGAGCAAUGAGUGAACAAAGUGAUGACGGAGCGCCAAUUUUAGGUAGACGAGCAUUAAGAGAAAGAUAUCUCGCCCAAUCAAGAGUUGAGUCUGACGACAGUGACUCUGAAAUAGACAUGUACCGUCAAGACUGUGACCAGCAGCAGCACUGUCCAUUCGACUUCACAGACAUCCGUGAGAGCUUGCUGAGUCAAUCAGAAGUGAUUUCCCCUAUACGCAUCACUACUGGGCCCAAGAAUGUAUUGAUACACUACGUGCAUCUGGAUCCCUUUGAAGGGGUCCUGAUGUCCUCGAGGACGAUUGAGAACUCUGGAAAAAACGCAGAUGUGAUUAACACCUUCAACGAGUGCGCUCAUACAAUUCACAAGCUGCUGGGUAACACGGUCCGAUUUAAGACCAUGGCUAUUGAGGAUCCAGCCAGUGUAGCGAUUAAUAAAAAUCUCGUAGCGAUAAAAGAGCAUGGGAUUUUAUUCGAAUACGAGGGUAUCAAUUUCUGGGUGAUUGGGCGGCUGUUCGAGACGCCUUGCCUCAAAGAAUUUUAUGUGUGUUAUGAAGAUUCUGUUCCGCAAAAUUUGAUUGAAAUGGCUUUUAAACUUCAAAGUACAUGGCAUUGA
Messenger RNA from Cotesia congregata, 2850 nucleotides. The record is from the annotation of a GenBank genome assembly. Lineage: Eukaryota; Metazoa; Arthropoda; Insecta; Hymenoptera; Braconidae.